Molecule: messenger RNA, 2775 nt
Organism: Thecamonas trahens ATCC 50062
Lineage: Eukaryota; Apusomonadida; Apusomonadidae
Exons: 1
Coding region: 214-2739 (841 amino acids)
Source: RefSeq, a predicted model, not a curated record
CUCCUCAUUGACAAAGAAGCACAUCCUUCUUUGCAACAGAAUGGUGUGGACUACGACUGCAGUCGUGUGGCUCAUGGCCGGAGUGUGUCUGGUGGCGGUGGCCUCUGCUACUACCUACGAGGGAGAGUUUGAAGGAGACGGCGGUGUUCUGGUGGGCAAGGACGAGUUGCAGGCUGCGGGGGAAGGCAGACGAGCGAGCAGAAUGAGCUUAACAUGGCGAAUGAUGACGGCGUCCAUGUGUGUGUCAAGAACUUGUACUAUCCGGAUGGAAGUGCUUACUUUCCUGUGAGCAAGCUCGAGGCGCCCGGAAACGAGCCGUACACUCUCAUCGGCGUGUUCGACGAUCCCGACGUGUACGACUUUAGGGUCAAUCUCUGCGAGUCUGUCGAGUGCGGAGACAAGGGCUCGCACUUUUCAGGCUGCCAGAACUAUACCGACAGCAGAACCCACUACCGCGGCCUGGGCGAUGUGGACACCAUCACCUGGUCCACUGUCGUUCCGGAUCAGGGGACCGGCUUUACCGUCUCGUUUUCAGACGGAACGCCGUGCAGCAGCGAGGACGCGGCUGGCAACGCCAUUCUCCGCUCCAUGCGUAUCUUUGCCAUUUGCUCGCCGGGUGACACCACGCCGCGGCUUGAGUUCAUUGGCGAGACCGGAUACUGUGAGUACGACUUUAAUCUGUUUGCUGCCGAGGGCCCGUGUCCGAUUGCGGUGGGCGAGCCGACGACGCCGCAGCCGUGCCACAGCGACUCGCCGCUGGUGGUCACCUCGGGUGCACCGGGCGCAGCCGACGACUUUUACUACCCGGUGUGGGAGCUGGAGCAGAGCCUGGCGUCGCCGCUCACGGUCCAAACCGACAUUCUCGGCGUCCAUUUCGACUUUGAGAUCAACAUGUGCGGGACUGUCUCGUGUCCCGAGUCUGGGCUGGCGGCGCCUGCCGGAUGCGCACACCCAGGUAACGGCCCAAUGUUUGCGCUCGGUGCGCUCGAGACUGUGGCAGUUGAGCCGUACCCUGUCGCCUCGACGAUGGUGGCCGGCGAGACGGUCGACGUGAUGGACGGGUUCAAGCUCACGUACACUGGUGGCGAGGCGUGCGACGCGGGCAACCCGGGAACCAAGAGCCAGCUGGAGGUGUAUGCGGUGUGCGACUCGCUGAUGCGCGACGUGGACCCGCCGCGGGUGGUGUUUGGCGACCAGAGCAGCGCGUGCAAGUUUGAGUUUCUCGUCUACUCGCACCUGGCGUGCCCGCUGCCUGUCGACGGUGGGAGCGGCGCGGUGCCGAUGUACGACAGCUGCCCCGAAAUCAUCUCGACCGGCAAGGGCCACCACUACGACCUGGUCCCGCUUCGCGCCGAGGUCGAGCAGCCGUACGUGGUGACCGACACGCGAUUUUCGAUGGAGCGGCAGUACCGGUUCAACCUCUGCGGCGCUGCACAGUGCUCGUACCAGGACUGCGGCGAUGACAAGUGCUACAAGGUCGAGUCGUCGCUGGUGCCCGAGUCGAGGGCCUCAUCGUGCGUGAUGUGGCAGGCGGCGACGGGUGAGGUCCACGGCAUCAUCUCUGGUCGGAUGGACAUGUCGUACGGUGCUGCGGCCAAGCCGGACCUCUCGGGCUUUACGCUCGAGUACAUUGGUGGUGACCCGUGCGAGUCGGAUGAAGAGCGCAACGUGCCGGCCAUGGAGCGCGGGCGGCGGACAAUCAUUCACGGCGUGUGCGACCCGAAUGCUCACUCGACAGUGGUCGAGUUUGUGUCGGAGAGCUACGCGCCGUGCGUGACGGUCAUCAAGGUGACGUCGGCCAAGGCGUGCCCCAUCGCGGACCGUCCGCGGGUGGCGACGACGUGCGCACAGCGGGUGCUCUUUUCCAACACUGUUGGCAAGGCGUACAACUUCCACAACAUGGACAAGGACUCGGCCAUCACGGUCGACGUCACGUUCGACGGUGUGGACCACGAGUAUACGUUCUCGUUCUGCGACAGUCUGGCAUGCCCUGGUGCCCAGCGGUUCGGUGACGGGCAGCCAACGUUCUGCCACUCGUACACGAGCGCGUCGAACCCGUCGACACCACAGGUCGAAGUCCUUGGCACAAUCGACUCGACGACCUUCCUCACCCACGCCGACGACUCUGGCUACACGGUGGUGUACUCGGCACCGGAGCCGGCAAGCGGCGCGGUGACCUCGGCUAGCGGCGCCGUUGUCCACGUCCACUGCGACGCGACGGCUGACCGCCCGGUUGCAACGCUCGUCGGUGUCUCAGCCUCGGGCAUUCUCGAGCUCAUGGUUCGGGCCAACGAGGAGUACGGCGGGUGCGCUUCGGAUUUUGCCGGCUCGUCGGGCGGCUCUUCGUCAAGCUCGCCGUACACUGCCGGGAGCAAGCACUCGUCGACCUCGUCGUUCACAACCGUCUUUGUUAUCAUUGUCGUCAUCGCCAUGGUCGGCUGCCUUGGCGUCGUCGCGCUCAAGAUGUACGUCUCGGCUCACCCCGAGUCGUCGCUGCCAGACCCGACGGCGCCGUGCGCCAAGCUGCCGUGCGCCAAUGAGGAGUCGAACAUUAUCGGCGGCAUGAUGGCGCCGGUCUCGCGGAUGGGUGGUGGCGAAGUCAUCAACAUCAACAACGACGCCGAGUUUGUCGCAUCGGACCGCUCGUCCGGGUCGGCAGUCUCUGAGGAGGGAGCUCCCGACAGCGUCGACGAUGCUGCUGGUUCCCGCUCUGCCUCGGGCGACGACAACGCGGUGUAGUCUGUUUUUUAACCCGUAAACAAGGAGUCGAUCACA